Anneissia japonica is the source of this 2873-nucleotide messenger RNA. RefSeq names its product 1,25-dihydroxyvitamin D(3) 24-hydroxylase, mitochondrial-like. Gene Ontology annotation, molecular function: iron ion binding; oxidoreductase activity, acting on paired donors, with incorporation or reduction of molecular oxygen; heme binding. Gene Ontology annotation, cellular component: mitochondrial inner membrane. Gene Ontology annotation, biological process: C21-steroid hormone biosynthetic process; cellular response to peptide hormone stimulus; cholesterol metabolic process. The record is from RefSeq and is a predicted model, not a curated record. NCBI's taxonomy places the organism in Eukaryota, Metazoa, Echinodermata, Crinoidea, Comatulida, Comatulidae. The transcript is spliced from 11 exons. The coding region runs from base 39 to 1823 and encodes 594 amino acids.
UUUAUUAUUAAACUAAUACGGUAACAAUAUUCUGAAAGAUGGCAUCGUUAUGCAGACUUAGUAGUUUUCCAUCGCCGUUUUGGAAAUUUGUACCGAUGGUAUCGAGCUCAAGAUGCGCAUCUAGUGUUACUGGCGCUCAGUCUGCUCAGACUACUAAUUAUGUGGAUAGGCUCAAGUCUAUUGACACUCUACCCGGGCCCGGAAUCAUACCAUGGUUGCCUACGCCAGUCAACAAGAUCACACAGUCGAUAGCAGUUAUGUUUCAAGAUAUUAAGAAAAACCACGAAGUGAUUGUUGAAAACGCUAAGAAAUAUGGCAAGAUACACAGAACCAAUGCAUUCGGAUUUGAUGUUGUGAGCCUAAGUGACCCGCAACUUAUAGAAAGGUUUUGCAGGACGGAAGAUAAAUAUCCAAUGAGAUUUCCUAUAGAACCUUGGUUAGAUUAUAGGAAACAGAAUAAAAAACCAUUGGGGAUAUUACUAGAGGAAGGUAAAAAGUGGCACAAAAGUCGAUCCGCUAUGAGUAGACGCUUGUUGCGCCCACCAGAAAUCGGAAGGUUUUUAGAUGCGAUGAAUGGUGUAGCAGCAGACGUAUUGGAGAGGCUGAAAACUCUUCGGCCAAAGGAAGGUCCGAACAAAAACAUCAUGCCGAAUUUCGAAGAGGAGCUCUUCAGAUGGGCUUUCGAAUCUGCCUGCACGGUUUUCUUUGACAAACGUCUCGGAAUCUUGGACAAGAAUUCUCCAAAGAUUCAUCCAGAAAUCGACGAAUUUGUUUACGCUUUUCAGAAUGUCUUAGAGACGACGGCUAACCUGAUGUUCAAAAAUUACAACCUCCAAAAAAUGCUUCGAACUAAAACGUACAAAACACACACAGAAUCAUGGGACUUGCUCUUUAGAGUGUGGGAACCGUGGGUCAAGAAAGCAUCAUCCAAUCUAUUCGACGUCACAAUGGGCAGUUACGAUGGGGCUGAAACAUGCGAGUUAGAUGGAUCUUUCCUUCUAAAUCAGAUUACGGGAAAACACGGCAAUACUUUCGGCUUAUCCCGAGACGAUGGCCUCGGAAUCAUAAAUGCAACGCCUCGUCAAAUAGAGAAUACAAAGAAAGAUCUAUGUGCCAUCUUCAACAAACACGGUCUAAAAAUCACAAUCGAAGCCAACAAAAAAAUUGUGAACUUUCUGGACAUAACGCUAAACCUGGAGAGUGGAAAAUACAUGCCCUACACGAAACUGAAUAAUACACCUCUAUACGUACAUAACAAAUCAAACCACCCACCCGGAAUCCUCAAAAACAUCCCAGAGAGCAUCAACAAACGCCUAUCUGAAAUAUCAUUCGAUGAAGAGUCAUUCAAUAAAGCAGCACCACUAUACCAACAGACCCUCCGACAAAAGUGGAUACAGUCAUCAGCUAAAGUUCUCCACAGCGCAACAAACAAAGGACGCCGCCAACACCAGGAAACAUCGUACCAGAAACAUAAUUUGACAUCUUACUCAGUUUUAUGGGCUUUGUAUUGCAUUUUAAGAAAUCCUGAAUGUCAAGAACGUUUAUACGAAGAGGUUACGCGUGUGAUUCCAGAAGGUGUUGCUCCAACCAAAGAUCACUUUAAUGAAACAAAAUAUUUGAGAGCGGUUAUUCCAGAAACCCAAAGGUAUUCGAUCAGCCGUAGCUCAGAAUACUUUGAAGACCCUUACGGUUUCAAUCCGGAACGAUGGCUAUCACGAGUGAAAGGAGAGAAACUGAACAAUUUCUUGAUGUUACUAUUUGGUUUUGGCAUCUGUAGCUGUAUCGGAAUGGUGAAAAGUGGCACAAAAGUCGAUCCGCUAUGAGUAGACGCUUGCUGCGCCCACCAGAAAUCGGAAGAUUUUUAGAUGCGAUGAAUGGUGUAGCAGUAGACGUAUUGGUGAGGAUGAAAACUCUUCGCCCAAAGGAAGCUGCCUGCACGGUUUUCUUUGACAAACGUCUCGGAAUCUUGGACAAGAAUUCUCCAAAGAUUCAUCCAGAAAUCGACGAAUUUGUUUACGCUUUCCAGAAUGUCUUAAAGACGACGGCUAACCUGAUGUUCAAAAAUUACAACCUCCAAAAAAUGCUUCGAACUAAAACGUACAAAACACACACAUAAUCAUGGGACUUGCUCUUUAGAGUGUCCCAUGACCUUAUAGAUCGUAAACUCAAUGAGCUGGCGGAAAAAGUCAGCAACAAUGAUGAAGUCGACGAUGGAAGUUUCUUGGCGUAUAUUUUCACCUAAAACAAGUUGAGCGAAGAGGAAAUAUAUGGCAGUAUGACGGAACUGUUAUCCGCAGCCGUAGAUACGACUUCGAACUCGGUUUUAUGGGCUUUGUACUGCCUUGCAAGGAAUCCUGAAUGUUAAGAGCGUUUAUACGAAGAGGUGACGCGUGUGAUUCCAGAAGGCGUUUCACCAACAAAAGAUCACUUCAAUGAAAUGAAAUAUCUUCAUGCGGUGAUGCAAGAAACCCAGAGAUUAUAUCCCGUAGCAUUAGGAGUAGGAAGAAAAGUUACCGAAGAUAUGGAAAUCGGUGGCUAUAAAAUACCAGCCGGGGUAGUAUAAAAAAAUGUCAAAUACAAUUCCAAACAUACAUUACUGGGACUUAUUGUUUCAUAAUCAAGAGUGGAAUGGAUUACAAUGACGCAUGCUUUGUUUUUGUAGAUCAAUAGGAUAGGCCACAGCACUAUCAAUCUCAUUGAGUUAAUUGUUUGUGAACACAAACAUGUUAUAUACAGUAAAGGUCUAAACGAAUGAAUGAAUGAAUGAAUGAAUGAAUGAAUGAAGAAAGGAAGAAGGAUUAAUUAAUUAAUAAAUUUCAAUCAAUCAAUCAAUCAAUCAAUCAAUUAAUCGAUCAAUCAAUCAAUCAAUCAAU